This is a messenger RNA of Exserohilum turcica Et28A, 991 nucleotides long. RefSeq lists its product as uncharacterized. The transcript has a single exon. The coding region runs from base 408 to 752 and encodes 114 amino acids. The record is from RefSeq and is a predicted model, not a curated record. NCBI's taxonomy places the organism in Eukaryota, Fungi, Ascomycota, Dothideomycetes, Pleosporales, Pleosporaceae.
GCGAUCUGAGAUCAGAUGAUUAAUGCUAAAAAAGACAAGUAAUUGGGUAUUCCCACCGGGCAACCAUGCCGUCUAUAAACUACUACUAACACAGACACGUCUUCAAAAGCGAAUGAUUGCUUUGAACACUACAACAUCAACAACAGUAUAUCCCAAGCGCCAUCCAAAUGCAGUUCCACCCUCCAUGUAUAAUAAAAUAAAUACUAAUACUAAUACUCCUUCAAAAAUCCGCCCCAAUAAUAAGUCGCUCGGUAUUACAACGAUUGUGGUUACGUGUAGUCUGUGUAUGGUGCCUUUGGUGGUUCAAAAAAACAAAAUCAAAGAGUGAUCCCCUCCAAUAAAAAAAAAUAGGCGUCUAUAGAGAAGAUUCGUUCCGUCCACCCGAGGGCCAGCCGUGGUGAAGUAGGAUGCGAGUGCGUAAAAACAAGUUGAGCCAGGCACAACAAAAGCGCCAAGGCUGGCAGCCCGAGCAGUCUUGGGGGUCGACGCCACGCGUCAGGCUUGGAGGCAAGACGGGUGUCGACGUUGCUAUCCGAGUAGCAUGCGUAAGAGGGCGUUUAACCGGAUAUCGCGUCAAGUGUCAGGUGAGUGACAGGGGGGUGCUUCUGAAUCCAAGGCACCAGGUGCGUCCAGAGAGUCAGGCCGUACUAGGUGCUGCACAUGCGCUGCGUCUUGUGUUUGGCAUGCCAGGCAGCGAUUCCAAGCAGUGCGCCCCGAGGAGAGGCUGCAUCCAGAGAGUGCCGUCUAGCUGAGGAUGCGUCCUGGUUGAUCCCGAGGGCAAGCGAGGUGUCGUUGGCUUGACCUUGCUCAGUUCUCCUUUGUGGGAAGCGCUGGCAGAGGGCGCGUUGGUGGUGGGCCGGGGCAAGGUGGGAGGUUCUUGGGAGCCAUGGUGGAGUCGUCGAAGAUGGUAGCGGCCAUUGUAUUGUUGUGUGGUGUUGUAGUGUAGUGUAGUGUAGUGUGUAGUGUAGUGUAGUAGUGUAGUAGUAGUAGC